AUGAGCAGACACCAACCGCUGCAAACGACAGACGUCCUCGACCCCCGUUUGGGCGGCAACUCGCCGUCGAACAAUCCCGCACCGCCGCCGUCCUCCCAGCUCAAGUAUGAGCGUGCGCCAACCCAUUUCUCGUCCGCCAGCAAUGUGAAUGCAUAUCCGCCGCACCAGAGUCCACAGCCAUACUAUCAUCCAUACUCUACACCGCAGGCUCACGACACGCCGGGGCAGUCGGUCAAUGGCCCGAGCACGGCGAACGCGAGCAACCAGGCGAGCCCAGAAGGAACGGAUGGAGCAUACCAGAUCCCCGCAGAUGCUGGGGAGAAUAGUCCGGGCGAAGAAGGAAAUGGGCAGCCCGGAGACGAUUCCAAGCGGCCUCGGGCUUGCGAAGCAUGUCGUGGAUUGAAAGUUCGCUGCGAUCAGGAUCCGCAGCAUCCAGAGCUCCCAUGCCGAAGAUGCCAGAAAGCAGGCAGACAAUGCAUCAUCACGGCUCCAAGUCGCAAAAGGCAAAAGAAGGCGGACACACGGGUGGCUGAGUUGGAGAAGAAGCUUGAUGCCUUGACCGCUGUCCUCCAGCAGCAGCGAUCGGGACAGGCGCCCUAUGGAUCACCCCAACAUAUCGGUAUUGCGCCCCAGGCAGACAUGAUGCACGGCAGAGCGAGCACUUCGUCAAUUCCACAAUUCGCCCAGCCAAGCCCAUCAACAGGACAGUCGGGCUCGGCGGAUCGCACCCCCAUGCAGCCUUCGCAGAAGCGACGUCGCACUGGAGCUGGACCAGGUGAUGCUGAUGCACUCGAUGCUCAACAAGCUGAGCGCGAGGAUUCUACUAUUGAACAUUUUCGCGAGAUCACCGAUGCAUGGGCCCCCUCUCGCGAUUCUAUGCGAUACCUGAUUCAUCGCUCACCGGAAGAGUUUCUGAAUCGGAUCAACUCGCUCGUCAAUCCGGAUAUGGGAAAGACCAUUUUCAAUCGAUACAUCACCAAGUUGGCGCCGCAUAUGCCAGCUGUGGCAUUUGCUCCAGGAACCAACGCCGAGCAGGUCUGGAAGGAUAAGCCAAUUCUCUACGUGUGCAUUCUCUCUUCUGCCUCCGCUGGAUAUUUGCAUCCCGACGUCACGAAGCAGCUAUCGAGAGAAGCGUUUCGUGCAAUUGCCGACUGCGUGGUUUGCAAUGGCGCCAAAUCACUCGAGCUCGUUCAAGCGAUGCAAGUUCUGGCUUUAUGGUACAAGCCGCCAGAGAAGGCCGAGCAGACCAACUUUUACCAGAUCAUCCACAUGGCUGCCGCCAUGGCAAUUGACAUCGGGCUCGGCAAGCGCUUCAAUCCAGCAAAGGCGAGAAGAGGAUUCGGUGGGCCCCAUGCGGAGUAUGCUCCUGGUCCACAGAUGAUACUGCCACAGAACUCGGAUACGAUGGAGGCGAGGCGAGCCUGGCUGGCCUCUUACUAUCUCUGUGCAAGGUGAGCUUAUUCUGAUAUCAUCAAUGCAGUUAUUGCUGACAAAACUUAGUGCGUCUAUGGUACUUCGCAGGCCGAACCUUCUCAGGUGGACCAACUAUAUGAAGGAGUGCAUCGAUGUAUUGGAAACAAGUUCAGAUGCUUUGCCUUCAGACAAGUUGUUUUGUCAGUACAUCAGAGUGCAGCAUAUUUGCGAAAACAUCGGCCUGCAAUUCCUCAUGGAUGACAAUACGGCCACUGUCAGCAUCACGGACCCGAAAGUCACGUAUGCACUCAACGUUCUGGAGAAUGACCUCAAGACCUGGGCAGAUGGCAUUCCUCCCGAGUGCAAAGACCACCCUGCACUGAAGUUCUUCGAGCACGUCGCAAACUUGUAUCUGCACGAGAUCGCGUUGCAUUUCAAUCACAACAUCGAAGACUUUCGACUUCCCUUUACUGAAGAAUCGCUCAAGUCGGUCAACAACAGCUCGGAGACCCUCACACAGCACCAGAUGGCCGCACUGGAAGCUUGCCGGAAGUCAGCGCAUGGUAUUCUAGAUACCUUCCUAUCUAUGGAAGUGGAGACCGUCAAGGCUUUGCCCAUGCUCAUCUACUUUGUUCGUUGCACCUACGCUCUGGUCAUUCUUAUCAAAAUGCACGUCGCCAUCACGACGCCGGGCAGUGAGAUAUCGAAGAUCAUGUCCGUCCGCGAUGUGCGAGUGGACUUCUAUGUCGAUGGCUUGAUCAGCAUGUUUGGACAUGUCGCCAAUGAGCAGGAAUUCCGACCUCAUCCUAAGAUCUUACGCAUCCUCUCUGUGCUGAGGAAUUGGUUCGGCAAGCACAAAGAGAACGUUGCAGCACAAGCAAGGGGCGAGCAGCUACCUCAUCCAGCAGCCACUGCCUUCCAGGCGAGCCGACAAGCAAGUAAUACCGAUUCAGCGGCAUCGAAUACACAGACGCCUCUCCAUCUUCUGUCGCAAGUGGCGACUGGGAAUCAGGGUCAGCAGUCGGGUGGUGAUUCGCAGGACUGGUCUUUCAGUACUCCAUUCCCGGUGGAUUACACACAGCCGCCGCCUGCUGGCCAUCCCGAUGCCAAGUUUCCCGCUCACCAACAGCAGCAGGCUCCAGCGCAGGCUUCCACAUACCCGCCCUUACCGGACGCGACUACUGCGUAUGCUGAUCAGUCUGGUAUGGACGGUCAAAUGUCCCACGAGUAUCUGUGGGGCUCUGGAUUCGAGCAGGCCAUGGAUUUGAGCUUGGGAAGCAUGGACGGACUCUCGAGCGGUGGCAUCGAUGGCCUCUUCUUCGGAGCUGGCAUGGCGCCUUUCGGAUUGAAUGGGGAUGGGUUGGGUGCCGCUGGGUGGUAG
Messenger RNA from Lecanosticta acicola, 2794 nucleotides. Lineage: Eukaryota; Fungi; Ascomycota; Dothideomycetes; Mycosphaerellales; Mycosphaerellaceae. The record is from the annotation of a GenBank genome assembly.